GAAGAAACGGGGCCUGGCGAUGGAGACAACGACGUUCGGCCCGUUCUUCAAGAUCACCGCGCGGCGGCUGUCCACGCGCGCGGGCGAGGAGGGCCGGCCGGGGACGGAGGAUGCCGACGUCAUCGGCGAGCACGACGGUUUCAUCGCGCCGCCCCCGUUCGGGAUCCUGCACAUGGACUCCAUGCGUAUAUACAACUCCAGGGUGAGGGGCGACGACGAGAAGUCCACGAUGCGGAGCACGUUCGGGCUGUCCAUCCUCCUCGGCGCGACGUCCGGCCUCAUGGCGCACGAGGCCGGGUGCCGCAAGGUGGAGCUGCUGAGCAUCGACGACGGCAACGAGUACGCGCCGAAGCUGGUCAAGUACUACGGGCGGCUCGGGUUCAAGGCGGUCAAGGAGGUGGGAGACAACGGGUUCUUCGAGGACCUGCCCCACCUCCUCGUGUGGGGCGGCGUCGGCACCAGGAUGGACGGGGACCUCCAGCAGCUGCUGAGCAAGUGGGGCGGCAUCGUCCGCAAGCAGGCGGCGGCGCGGUAGGUGAGGUACUCUCGCUCGGGCGCGGCGCGUGGCUAAUACAUCGCAUCUUAUUAC
This is a messenger RNA of Micromonas commoda, 589 nucleotides long. RefSeq lists its product with no specific name. The coding region runs from base 20 to 535 and encodes 171 amino acids. The transcript has a single exon. The record is from RefSeq and is a predicted model, not a curated record. NCBI's taxonomy places the organism in Eukaryota, Viridiplantae, Chlorophyta, Mamiellophyceae, Mamiellales, Mamiellaceae.